CAAGAAGAGGACUGGACAUCUAUCAGCCCGCCAUGGACGUCCUGGCUCGUUUAAGUUCAAAUAUGAAGAGCAUGGAGCGUGAGCUUCAGUGCCCAGUGUGUAAGGACAUAGUGAAGCAGCCUGUGGUGCUGCCCUGCCUGCACAGCGUAUGUCUACUUUGUGCUUCGGAGGUGCUGGUGCAGAGUGGCUACCCCCAGCCUGAGCUGCCUCCUGAGCCCAACUCGCCUGCUUCCACCCCUAACACCCGCUCUCCACGCCAGGCCCGCAGGCCCAUGCCCAAGGCCGAUCGUAUAGACCGUGCACUGCGGCCAGGAUUUGGUACAUACCCAGGUCGCCGGCGAAAGGAAGGCCCUACCCAGCUAAUGCUCUUUCCCUGCGUCCCCUGCGGUCGAGAUGUGGAACUGGGCGAGAGAGGGUUGGUUGACUGCAUGAGGAACCUCACACUGGAGCGCAUAGUGGAGAGGUACAGACACACAGUGAGUCUUGGCAGUGUGGCAGUGAUGUGUCAGUUCUGUAAGCCCCCACAGGCUCUGGAAGCCACUAAGGGCUGUGCAGACUGCAGGGCCAGCUUCUGCAAUGAGUGCUUCAAGCUCUACCACCCCUGGGGCACCCCCCGUGCCCAGCAUGAGCAUGUUCAGCCCACUCUCAACUUUAGGCCCAAAGUGUUGACAUGUCCGGAACAUGAUCAGGAAAAGUUACAGUUCUACUGUAAAUCAUGCCAAAGGCUGCUUUGCUCCCUCUGUAAGCUCCGUCGGGUCCAUGCAGGUCACAAGAUUGUGCCAGUCACCCAAGCAUAUCAGGCACUCAAGGACAAGAUCACCAAGGAGCUCAACUAUAUCCUGUCCAAUCAGGGCACAGUGCUGACUCAGAUCACACAGCUGGAGAAUGCCAUCACUCAAACUGAGGUGAACAGUGUAGGAGCCCGUGAGCAGCUCUCUCAGUGUGUGCGUGAGCUGAUGGCCCUGCUGUCAGAGCGACAGGGAAUGCUGGCCCAGGGCCUGGAGAGCUCACGCCAGAAGCGGAGCGAGGCCUUAGCCAAUCAGGUAGCUGAGAGGCGGAGCCUGCUGGAGCAUGCAGGACUUAUGGCUUUUACCCAGGAGCUGCUAAAAGAGACAGAUGCAGCUUGCUUUGUACAUGCAGCAAGGCAAACCCACAAUAGGUUGGCCCAGUCCAUUGAGUCCCUGCAGAGUUUUUCUCUCUCCGCUGAUCCGUCAUUCAGACACUUCCAGCUGGACGUUUCCAGAGAGCUUAAACUUCUUACUGACCUAAACUUCAUUCAGGCUCCACUAGCUCCUGUGAUUGAUACCCAGCGCACCCUCGCCUACGAUCAGCUCUUCCUGUGCUGGCGGCUUCCGCAGGAAUCCUCCCCUGCAUGGCACUUCUCAGUGGAGUACCGUCGCCGGGGUGUGGUACCAGGAGGUGGCGCAAGAGGCGGCAUCCGUGGGGGUUUGGCUGGGGCCCGCUGGGGCUGGCAGCGAUUAGAGGAGGUGAGCGGGACCAGCGCAGUGAUUGACAGACUGGAGAUGGACAGCGUGUAUGUGCUGAGAGUAAGGGGCUGCAACAAAGCUGGCUUUGGAGAGUACAGUGAGGAAGUAUACCUACACACCCCUCCAGCUCCAGUACUGAAUUUCUACCUGGACUCGCGCUGGGGUCUGCACGCUGACAGACUGGUGGUCAGUAAAGAGCAGCGUUGCGCCCGCAGUGUGCCAGGCCUUUCCCUUCUGCAGGCUGCUGACCGUGCCCUCACUUCCUGUCACCUGACUGCUGACCUGCUGGUGGGUGAUGUAGCUGUUACGCAGGGGCGCCACUACUGGGCAUGCUCAGUGGAACCUGGGUCCUACCUGGUCAAGGUUGGUGUUGGUCUGGAGUCCAAACUUCAGGAAUGGUUCCAUCUGCCUCAAGACAUGGCCAGCCCACGGUAUGACCCAGACAGUGGACAUGAUAGCGGGGCUGAGGAUUCUUCCGACUCUCCGCCCCCUUUUACCUUCCUCACCAUGGGCAUGGGCAAGAUCUACUUGCCACCCUCUGCUAACUCCCACCACGGAACAGCCAACCACCGAGAUGGCGGCAUCACCAACGGCAACGGCCCUUCCUCUCCAACUGGCGUCACCUAUCCUCUGCCUCCCAGGCUUGGGGUGUGUCUCGAUGUGGAGAAGGGGCGUGUCACUUUUUAUGAUGCACAUUCUCUACGCCCACUCUGGGAGGGGCCUGUGGACUGCUCUGCCCCUGUCUGCCCUGCCUUCUGCUUCAUUGGAGGAGGUGCUCUGCAGCUGCAAGAGCUGGUAGCAAAUCGUAAUGCAGACCAGACACCCGUCAGACGAGUUACCAUCCAAUCACGUGUCACUAAAUUGAACUGAA
Molecule: messenger RNA, 2358 nt
Organism: Colossoma macropomum (tambaqui)
Lineage: Eukaryota; Metazoa; Chordata; Actinopteri; Characiformes; Serrasalmidae
Gene: trim46b
Product: tripartite motif containing 46b
Exons: 12
Coding region: 33-2357 (774 amino acids)
Molecular function (GO): protein binding; zinc ion binding
Source: RefSeq, a predicted model, not a curated record